Messenger RNA from Equus quagga, 1309 nucleotides. RefSeq names its product uncoupling protein 1 (gene UCP1). Gene Ontology annotation, molecular function: oxidative phosphorylation uncoupler activity. NCBI's taxonomy places the organism in Eukaryota, Metazoa, Chordata, Mammalia, Perissodactyla, Equidae. Gene Ontology annotation, biological process: mitochondrial transmembrane transport; adaptive thermogenesis; mitochondrial transport. The record is from RefSeq and is a predicted model, not a curated record. Gene Ontology annotation, cellular component: mitochondrial membrane. The transcript has 6 exons.
CGAAGGAGGGAAGGGAGGCGCCGCCCGACUCGGCCCCACUCUGCGCUCCGCCUGCCGUCGAGGGCCCGCGGCCCCACCGAGGCUGCCGGCCGCCCCCCGUCCCCGGGGUCGGGGAGAGCGAGUUUGCCGCCCGCGCCGGACCGCAGCGCGCAGACAGGGAGGACUUCCACCCUCGGGGCUGGAGCCGUUCUCCCCGUGCUCCGGCGCGUCGCUCCGCUCUGAGCGAGGAUGGUGGGGCCCACAGCCUCGGACGCGCCCCCGACCAUGGCGGUCAAGAUCUUCUCGGCUGGAGUGGCGGCCUGCGUGGCGGACGUGAUCGCCUUCCCGCUGGACACGGCCAAAGUCCGGCUGCAGAUCCAAGGCGAGCGCCAGACCUCCAGUGCCCUGAGGUAUAACGGUAUCCUGGGGACAAUCACCACUCUGGCAAAAACAGAAGGGCCAAUGAAACUCUACAGCGGGCUGCCUGCUGGCCUCCAGAGAUAAAUAAGCUUCGCCUCUCUGAGGAUUGGCCUCUAUGAUACGGUCCAGGAGUUCUUCACCACAGGGAAAGAAACUAGUUUAGGAAGCAAGGUCUCAGCUGGCCUAACGACUGGAGGAGUGGCAGUAUUCAUUGGGCAACCCACCGAGGUCGUGAAGGUCAGACUUCAAGCGCAGAGCCAUCUGCAUGGUCCCAAACCUCGCUACACUGGGACUUAUAAUGCCUACAGAAUUACAGCAACAACAGAAGGCUGGACGGGUCUUUGGAAAGGGACCACUCUCAAUCUGACAAGAAAUGUCAUCAUCAAUUGUACAGAGCUAGUAACCCAUGACCUAAUGAAGGAGGCCCUUGUGAAAAACCAACUAUUAGCAGAUGAUGUACCUUGCCACUUUGUGUCGGCUGUCAUCGCCAGAUUUUGUGCAACAGUUCUGUCUUCUCCAGUGGACAUGGUGAAAACCACAUUUGUUAAUUCUCCACCAGGACAGUACACAAGUGUGCCCAACUGUGCAACGACAAUGCUCACUAAGGAAGGACCGUCAGCUUUUUUCAAAGGAUUUGUGCCUUCCUUCUUGCGACUCGGAUCCUGGCAUGUCAUCAUGUUUGUGUGCUUUGAACAGCUGAAGCGAGAAUUGAUGAAGUCAACGCAGACCAUGGACUGUGCCACAUAAUCAUCUUCAGGAAAAGGGUGCAACAUACCAGUGGGAAUCUUAGCUGACUGGAUAAUUAAAAAAAAAAUUUGUUCACUUUAUUUUACUCUAAGAAGAUAAAGGAAUUCUGGUAGAGAGUUCGGACUUUUUUUUUUUUAAUUAAUACUCAUUUCUUGUAACUUAU